Molecule: messenger RNA, 1435 nt
Organism: Tribolium castaneum (red flour beetle)
Lineage: Eukaryota; Metazoa; Arthropoda; Insecta; Coleoptera; Tenebrionidae
Product: lipase 3
Exons: 4
Coding region: 146-1378 (410 amino acids)
Biological process (GO): lipid metabolic process
Molecular function (GO): hydrolase activity, acting on ester bonds
Source: RefSeq, a predicted model, not a curated record
AUGACUCACGUGGGGCUAUCGUUUUUAAAUGCAGAAUUAUUUUAAACCAUUGAAAAAACUCAUUAGCUAUUCAGUUUGGCAGACUUGAACCGUAAAACUGGUUCUGUUGCGUCCAAAGUUUAGGUUAAUUGUCAUCGUCUUUGCGAUGCAUCGAUUUUUACUCCUCGUCCUAUUUUUACCAAUUUUUCGUUGUGAAAACGUUACAAACAGUGUCAAAUGUUCGUUUGAAAACCUCUCGGCUUGUCCUUACAAUCCGGACGCCGAUUUAGAUACACCCCAAAUCGCCCGAAGACAUGGCUAUCCGGCCGAAUCUCACUACGUCACAACGGAAGACGGCUACAUCCUCACAAUUCAUCGCAUCCCAGGGCCUAAGAGCGGCCAACGUGGGGGCCAACCUGUCUUUCUCCAACACGGGCUGCUUUCGAGUAGCGCCGAUUGGAUAACGGCAGGGAAUAACUCCCUAGGUUUUAUAUUGGCCGAUGCCGGGUAUGACGUCUGGAUGGGUAACGCUCGAGGUAACACUUACUCCAAAGCUCAUGUUACUCUACCGAUCGAAAGCCCCCAAUAUUGGAACUUUAGCUGGCACGAGAUGGGAGUUUAUGAUCUCCCAGCUGCACUCUACUACGUCAGUAACACAACAAACAAACCGGGCGAAAUAAUCUACGUGGGGCACUCGAUGGGGACCACAAUGUUUUUCGUUUUGGCUUCAACUAAACCACAAGCCGCCAAAAACGUAAAACUGAUGGUAGCCCUAGCACCGGUGGCUUAUAUGACGCAUGUGAAGUCCCCAAUUCGGUAUUUGUCGCCCUUUGCUUACGAUUUCGAAUGGCUGGCGCGAUAUUUGGGUCUGAAUCAAUUUCUGCCCAACAGUAAAAUAAUGAAGUUUUUGGGGUACGAUUGCGAGUUGUUGAAAAUCGAUAAGGAAAUUUGCGAAGACGUUAUUUUCACUUUGUGUGGUUUUGAUAAAGAGGAGUUCAAUGAGGAGCUCUUGCCGGUUGUUUUGAGUCAUGAUCCUGCAGGAUCUUCCACCAAAACAGUCCUACAUUACGCGCAGGAAAUCAAAUAUGACGGAAAGUUCCAACAGUAUGACUAUGGGCCCAAUGGUAAUCAAAUUAAAUAUGGGACUCUAACACCACCCCAGUAUAAAUUACUCAAUAUUAAAGUUAAGACGUAUCUAAUGUACGCACUUAAUGAUUUUCUAGCGAGUUAUAUUGACGUAAUUAGGUUGUCUCAGAAUUUAACAAACAACGUUGGGAUGUAUCAAGUACCAUUACAAAGUUUUAAUCACGUUGACUUUUUAUUUGGCAAACACGCCGCCAAACUAGUCUAUGAACCGCUCAUGAAGGUGCUGCAGAAUUACACCGAGGGCGUCUAUUAAUGGCCAGUGAUUUCUUUUUUUUUAUUAUUAUUAUUGAAUAAAGUUAUACAAUAGAAA